UCCAUCAAAGGUUGCAGAAUAGAUGAGAACCACUUCGACUUAGAAAAGUAUAGCACAUUUUAUUGCAAACAAGAUGUAAGAAUUUUAAGAGAAGGUUUUGUUAAGUUCCGCAAUGACAUAUUGAAAGAGUUUGAUUUAAACGUUUAUGACUACGUUAGUAUUUGUUCUAUUGCUAACAAAUUGUUUGAGAACAGAGUGUACUUCCCGAAUGGAAAUUUAUAUGACCUCUCAAAUAAACCAAGAGAAUUUAUUUCACGCUGCAUUCAAGGUGGAAGAUGUAUGCUGUCAGAUAACAUUAAACAAAAGAGCGAAAAGAAACUCAUUGCUGACUUCGACGCUGUUUCAUUAUAUCCAUCCGCUAUAGCAAGACUUUAUACUUUAGAAGGUAUUCCAAAGGUUAUGAAGAAAGAAAUGUUAAGCACAGAGUAUCUCAUGAGACAUUUAUUCGAUGACGACCAAAAGGAACCCAUUGGUGAAAAGUUUGUGUCUGGCUUCUUUGUUCUCAUUAAGAUAACAGAGAUUUGA
Molecule: messenger RNA, 525 nt
Organism: Trichomonas vaginalis G3
Lineage: Eukaryota; Parabasalia; Trichomonadida; Trichomonadidae
Product: organellar and viral DNA polymerase type B
Exons: 1
Biological process (GO): DNA replication
Molecular function (GO): nucleotide binding; DNA binding; DNA-directed DNA polymerase activity
Source: RefSeq, a predicted model, not a curated record